CCUUUUAUUUAGAAGUUUUUUAGCUUUUUUCCCCCCUGAAAAUGCCUUAGACUUUUUUUUUUUGACAAUUUUUGUAUAAUUUCUCAAAGUUGCUAAUUGAUGAAACCAUUUUAACUUUUUUUUCCCUGAACUUUUGUUGAAAGAGAAUAGUAGGGUUUUUAUUAGUUGUAUUUACUGUGAGCCUUGUCCUCUAGUAUUGUUUUUGGUCGGGGUUUUGUCUCUCGACUGGGACCCGUAGAGGGUUCACCGAUCGGCUGUGCUUCGGUGAUUUGGCCUUGAAUCUGCAAGUUUUGAUAUAGUUGUAGUGAAUUUCUAUUUGCGAUAUAUGCAUGGAAACAAAUUCAGGUGUUACAGUGAUAGGAGCUGAAGCUCCAUCAACUUAUCAUAUGGCGCCGAGGACUGAAAAUGCUAACCAGAUCAGCAGUGGUUUAACACCAGUCGAUGGUUUAACACCAGUCGAUGUUCCGGCAGUUAGUGUAGGAUUAACCGGUAGUACAGAAAAGAAGAAGAGAGGUAGACCUAGAAAAUAUGGACCAGAUGGGAAAAUGGCAAGGGCAUUGUCACCAAUGCCUAUUUCCUCAUCUGUCCCACCCGGUACAGCUGAGUUUCCAAGUGGAGGAAAGCCAGGGAGAGGGCGAGGCAGUGCUUACCAGAUUAAGCAUCAUAAAGGAAUGGACAUAGAUAAUUUAGGUGAGUUGGCCGGCACUUCUGUUGGAACAAAUUUUAUGCCGCAUGUCAUCACUGUCAAUCCCGGCGAGGAUGUAACAAUGAAGGUGAUAUCGUUUUCUCAACAAGGACCACGAGCCAUUUGCAUCCUAUCCGCUAACGGAGUGAUUUCAAAUGUUACACUUCGUCAGCCCGAUUCUUCCGGGGGUACGCUUACAUAUGAGGGUCGUUUUGAGAUACUGUCCUUGUCCGGUUCCUUCAUGCCUACUGAAACUCAAGGAACUAGGAGUCGAUCUGGAGGGAUGAGCGUCUCGUUGGCGAGCCCUGAUGGACGCGUUGUAGGUGGAGGCGUAGCAGGCCUUCUCAUAGCUGCCAGUCCUGUACAGGUUGUCAUAGGAAGUUUUGUACCAGGCAACCAGCACGACCAAAAGUCCAAGAAGCAGAAAAAUGAGUCCUUACCAGCAACUCUUGCACCAAACCCAGCCACAGUCGAUUUACCUGCAUCGAAUGCAGAAAAAGAGGACGGCAUCGGUGUGCAACAUUCACAACAAAAUUCCAAUACCCUGAAACAAAACUUUGCUACUACUGCUAGUUUCAGAACAGAAAAUUGGGCCAACAUACAGGAGCCAAGAAAUUCAGCCACUGAUAUCAACAUUUCUUUGCCUGCAGUUUAAUUUUAUAACUUAACAAAUCAUUCAUGUCUUAAUGUAGGAUAAAGUAAUUUCCUGACAUUCACCUAGGUUUUAAUUUUUCAGACAUGACAUAGACAAUAUAUGUUUUUUAUUCUGAAGUUUUUAAUUUAAUUUAAAAUGUGUGGUUUGUAA
Molecule: messenger RNA, 1490 nt
Organism: Gossypium raimondii (Peruvian cotton)
Lineage: Eukaryota; Viridiplantae; Streptophyta; Magnoliopsida; Malvales; Malvaceae
Product: AT-hook motif nuclear-localized protein 1
Exons: 6
Coding region: 330-1340 (336 amino acids)
Molecular function (GO): minor groove of adenine-thymine-rich DNA binding
Source: RefSeq, a predicted model, not a curated record